AUGCUUGUUAUCACUGAAACGGUUCCCAAAACAGUCAUCAAUGGCUCAAAUGACAGCGCUCAACCGCCCCCUCAACACAGUGUUCAACGCCGCGGACCCACCACUCAGUCAACACCCCCUCCCCCUCACACUCGUCACGCGCUGUGCGACAGGAAUGCAGACAUAAUACCCGAAGACUAUGUAAACAAAGAGAGCUUCGAUUCACUGAACGUGUAUUUAAUACCGAAAACUGAAUUACAGGGAAAACUCAUUACAGUCAAUGCAUUGGGUCUUAAGAUAAUCGGUUUCCCGACCGGAAUAAAUGACGUGAAAUACCCCCGAAAUCGACUCAUAUUUAACAUAUGUUUCGUGUGUUCGGCGUCUCUGAGGACAACACAAUACGAGCCGAUUGUCCGCAAAAUAGCCCACUAUUUGAUUGAUUUGGAGCUCGAGUUGAGGUUUCUGUCGGAUCCGCAAAACAAGUCAAGACUUCCGCAUAUUAUGGCCGAAAUUCGGGAUCAAUUGAACGCCAAUAGAGUCUGUAAUAUAGAAGUUUCUCCGUCGACCACAAUNGAGGCCAUCGAUCGGUUGAAGGCAUUAGGGUUUCCGGAAUACCUCGUGGUUCAGGCGUACUUCGCAUGUGAUAAGAAUGAGAAUAUGGCCGCGAAUUUCCUUCUUUCCCAGGGAUUCGAUGACUAA
This is a messenger RNA of Medioppia subpectinata, 678 nucleotides long. The record is from the annotation of a GenBank genome assembly. Lineage: Eukaryota; Metazoa; Arthropoda; Arachnida; Sarcoptiformes; Oppiidae.